Molecule: messenger RNA, 469 nt
Organism: Racocetra persica
Lineage: Eukaryota; Fungi; Glomeromycota; Glomeromycetes; Diversisporales; Gigasporaceae
Source: the annotation of a GenBank genome assembly
UGGUCCAACAAUUGAGGUGGAAAAACUAGGUCAAGAUGGUCCCGUUCAACUAUGUCUUACCGCUGCUACUACAAUUACUGAAAUCGCUAGAAAAACUCAAAAUCAUGAUCAAAAAGCUUUUUGUACCUUUAGACUUCCUAUCUAUGGUUUAUCAGAAUCUGUUGUAUUGGAAUUAGUCAUUAUGAAUGGUGCUCAAGUGUUUGAAUCAAUUGCUAAAAAAGCUUUAAAUAAUUCUAUUAAUGAAUUAAUUUUUGCUACAAAACAUUCAAACGUCUAUUUUCUACAUGAAGCUUCCAUUGAAACUGAAAGAUUAAUUAUGCAGACUAAUGGAAAAUUAAAAUGGUUCGAAAAUAAUUUUAUCAUCUCUAUGGAUGAUUGUAUGGAUGAAUUUACUGGUGAAUUUACUGAUGAAUUUACUGAUGAAUUUACUGAUGAAUAUACUGAUAUAGAUGAUUAUAUGGAUGAGUAA